AUGCAGAGCACUGUCAACUACCUGUGGCACACAAAUGACCUGCUGGGCCAGGGGGCCACUGCCAGCGUGUACAAGGCCCGCAACAAGAAAUCUGGGGAGCUGGUGGCUGUGAAGGUCUUCAACAAUGCCAGCUACCUUCGACCCCCUGAGGUGCAGAUGAGGGAGUUUGAGGUCCUGAGGAAGCUGAGCCACCAGAACAUUGUCAAGCUCUUUGCAGUGGAAGAGACGGGGGGCAGUCGGCAGAAGGUGCUGGUGAUGGAGUACUGCCCCAGCGGCAGCCUGCUGAGCGUGCUUGAGAGCCCAGAGAACGCCUUUGGGCUGCCUGAGGACGAGUUCCUGGUGGUCCUGCGCUGUGUGGUGGCUGGCAUGAACCACCUGCGGGAGAACGGCAUCGUCCACCGUGACAUCAAGCCUGGGAACAUCAUGCGCCUUCUGGGGAGGGAGGGCCAGAGCAUCUACAAGCUGACGGACUUCGGGGCUGCCAGGGAGCUGGAUGAUGAUGAGAAGUUUGUCUCUGUCUAUGGAACUGAGGAGUACCUGCAUCCAGAUAUGUAUGAGCGGGCAGUCCUUCGCAAGCCCCAGCAGAAGGCGUUUGGGGUGACGGUGGAUCUCUGGAGCAUUGGGGUGACCCUGUACCAUGCAGCCACUGGCAGCCUGCCCUUCAUCCCCUUUGGUGGGCCACGGCGCAACAAGGAGAUCAUGUACCGGAUCACCACAGAGAAGCCACCUGGAGCCAUUGCAGGCACUCAGCGGCGGGAAAACGGGCCCCUGGAGUGGAGCUACACCCUCCCCAUCACCUGCCGGCUGUCUAUGGGGCUGCAGAGCCAGCUAGUGCCGAUCCUGGCCAACAUCCUGGAGGCAGAGCAGGCCAAGUGCUGGGGCUUCGACCAGUUCUUUGCAGAGACCAGUAACAUUCUGCAGCGUGUCGUUGUCCAUGUCUUCUCGCUAUCCCAGGCAGUCCUCCACCACGUCUACAUCCAUGCCCACAACACGAUUGCCAUCUUUCUGGAGGCUGUGUAUGAGCAGACCAACGUGGCUCCCCGGCACCAGGAGUACCUCUUUGAGGGCCACCUCUGUGUCCUCGAGCCAAGCCUUCCAGCCCAGCACAUCACCCACACAACUGCAAGCAGCCCCCUGACCCUGUUCAGCAUGGCCAGUGAGAACCCCAAGGGGCUGGCCUUCAGGGACCCUGCUCUGGACAUCCCCAAGUUCAUUCCCAAAGUGGACCUGCAGUCAGAUUACAAUGCGGCCAAGGGCAUGUUGGGUGCUGGCUAUCAGGCCCUGUGGCUUGCACAGGCCCUGCUAGAUGGGCAGGAGAUGAUGCUUCAGGGGCUGUACUGGAUGGCGGAGGUGCUCCAGACCACAUGUAGGCGGACGCUGGAGGUCACACGGACAGCCCUCCUCUUCCUCAGCAGCAGCCUAGGCACUGAGAGGUACACCAGUGUGGCUGGGAGGCCUGAGAUCCAGGAGCUGAACAGGGCCACAGAGCUGAGGUCCAGGCUGCGAACUCUGGCUGAGGUCCUCUCCAGAUGUUCCCAAAAUAUCACAGAGACCCAGAUGAGCCUGAGAAACCUGAGCUCAGAGCUGGCGAAGAACCGGGAUCAGGUACAUGAGGACAGAAGCAUCCAACAGAUUCAGUGUUGUUUGGACAAGAUGCACCUCAUCUACAAACAGUUCAAGAAAUCCAGGAUGAGGCCAGGGCUUGGCUACAACGAGGAGCAGAUCCACAAGCUGGAUAAGGUGAAUUUUAGUCACUUAGCCAAAAGGCUCCUGCAGGUGUUCCAGGAGGAACGUGUGCAGAAGUAUCAGGCAGCUCUGGUCACGCAUGGCAAGCGGAUGAGGAUGGUACAUGAGACCAGGAACCACCUGCGUCUGGUUGGCUGCUCCGUGGCCGCCUGUAACACCGAAGCCCAAGGGGCCCAGGAGAGCCUCAGCAAGAUCCUUGACCGGCUGUUUCACCAGCUCCUUCCAGACAGAACAGGGGAGGCUCAGUCCUCACCAGCCCCCAUGGCUCCUUAUCCCAGCUGUGAACCGAAAGACCUAGUUCUCCACAUGCAGGAGCUUCACAAGGAGAUGAAGCUGCUUGCGUUUGAUCUUCAGGACAACAACCGUAUCAUUGAACGGUAA
Molecule: messenger RNA, 2127 nt
Organism: Orycteropus afer afer
Lineage: Eukaryota; Metazoa; Chordata; Mammalia; Tubulidentata; Orycteropodidae
Source: RefSeq, a predicted model, not a curated record